AUGUUGACUCUUUUUACUAUAUUUAACAAGGGUGGUAUUGUGCUUUGGGAAAGAUGCUUUGAUCCUUUGUUUUGCAAUAUUAUUAACAAUUUUAUUCAUGAUAUUUUUGUUGAAGAACAGUCUUCUAAGACUAUUUAUGUAAAAGAUAAUUUGGUUGUAAAAUGGACACUCUCUAAUGAAUAUGAUCUUAUUUUUGCAAUUGUUUAUUCAGAAUUUGCACAAAUAAUUUAUAUUGAUGAAUUUCUUGAAAGUACUAAAAAGUUUUUUUGUGAAUUAUAUUAUGAAAAGCUUCAGGAAAAAUGUUUUUUAGAGAAAAAUUUUAGUUUUGAUUCGCAUUUUGAUGUUAGGAUUAAAGAAUUUGAAUUUUUGAACGUUUGUUUACAACAAAAAUAUUAUAUUUUAGUAAUCAAUGAGCUAGGCAAAAAAUUUUUUUUAAAUGAGAACACGUCUUCUCAAGAUUUUGAAUUAGAUAAAGAUAUCCUUGAUGAUGAUAUUCCAAAAACUUUAAAAUCGGAUUUAGAGUCUCAACUUCCUGAAACACCUCAAUUUUCUGAAACAAAUGUUUCUUUUUUGAAAAAAGACAGGAAUAAAAGGAAUUCUAAUAAAAAACUUAAAAAGAAUAUAACGAAAGUGAAUAAUUUAAAUAAUGAUGAACCUAUUAAAAAAAAUAAAAAGUUGAUGCGUAAAUGGGAGGAUGAUUCUAUUUUAUGUAAUAGUGAUAAAGCUGAUUUUUUGGACUAUUCUGUUCAUUCUGAAAAAUCUUCAGCGCCUGUUCAAAAUGAUAUUGUUCGUUUAACGCAAGAAAAUUGUAUGUCAAAGGAUCUUCAGAAUGGGUUUACUAUUAGAGAAUUUGGGGACGAUCUUCAAAAAUCUGAUAAAAAGGGAGAAUCUUCUAAAGAAAUUCAUACUGGGAUGUUUAGUAUAUUUACAAAUCUUGCCAAAAAAAGAAUUCUUUCAUUAAAUGAUCUUACACCAGCUUUGACAAAAAUGAAUGAAUUGUUGUUGAAAAAGAACAUUGCAAAAGAAGUUGCUGAUAGUUUAUGUGAGUCCGUUCAAAAUAGCUUGGUUGGAAAAAAUAUUAGUACUUUUCAAUCUAUUCAAAGCAUUGUUAAAACGACUAUGGAGUCAUCUCUUAAACAGAUCCUAACACCUUCAAUGUCUAUAGAUCUUCUUAAAGAAAUUAAUUUUUCUAAGAGUCAAAAAAGACCAUAUACUAUUUCAUUUGUUGGCGUUAAUGGUGUUGGAAAAUCUACAAGCUUAUCAAAAAUAGCAUUUUGGCUCUUAAAAAAUCACUUUAAAAUUGUUAUUGCUGCGUGUGAUACUUUUAGAAGUGGAGCAAUAGAGCAACUUCAAGUUCAUGUUAAAAAUUUACAGCAAUUAUCAGAGAAAGAAAAAUGUGGGAAGAUUGAAUUAUUUGAAAAAGGUUAUGGUAAAGAUGCAAGUUUAGUUGCAGGUAAUGCUAUUUUAUAUGCAAAAAAAAAAGAAUUCGAUAUAGUUUUAAUAGAUACUUCUGGAAGACGUCAUAAUGAUCCACGUCUUAUGUCCCCGUUAGAAAAGCUUGUUAAUGCAAAUAAUAUUGAUAGAGUUUUCCAAGUAGCAGAAGCUUUGGCUGGGACUGAUGUAGUAGCUCAAGCUAAAAAUUUUAAUAAUGCUUUAGGUUAUAAAAAAAAAUUGGAUGGGUUUAUUAUUUCUAAGGUAGAUACUGUUGGAAAUGCUGUUGGUACCAUAGUUUCCAUAAUAUGGGCGACAGGCAUUCCAAUUCUCUUUAUAGGGAAUGGUCAGACGUAUACUGAUAUCCGUAUUCUUUCUGUUUCAUGGGUUGUAAAAAUGUUAAUGAGUUAG
Molecule: messenger RNA, 1842 nt
Organism: Pneumocystis jirovecii RU7
Lineage: Eukaryota; Fungi; Ascomycota; Pneumocystomycetes; Pneumocystales; Pneumocystaceae
Product: Signal recognition particle receptor subunit alpha
Exons: 7
Coding region: 1-1842 (613 amino acids)
Biological process (GO): SRP-dependent cotranslational protein targeting to membrane
Cellular component (GO): endoplasmic reticulum membrane; signal recognition particle receptor complex
Molecular function (GO): ATP hydrolysis activity; GTPase activity; GTP binding
Source: RefSeq, a predicted model, not a curated record